Molecule: messenger RNA, 669 nt
Organism: Paramecium sonneborni
Lineage: Eukaryota; Ciliophora; Oligohymenophorea; Peniculida; Parameciidae
Source: the annotation of a GenBank genome assembly
GUAGAAAGGUAGGUAGAUGGGAUACUAUGUAUUGUAAAUAUAAUGAGAAGGAAUUAAAAUAGAUGUAAAUAUUAAUAAGAAUAUUUUAAUAAUUAGUGGUGGUGGAUUUUAUGAUGAAGAAGGAAAUGAGAAAAAGAUUGGAAAGUGGGUUGAAUUGGAUGAUAAGAAUUAUGAUUAAAAAUAAUUCACCUACAAUGGUGAAUAUAAUGUGAAUGGUAGAAAGGUAGGUAGAUGGGAUACUAUGUAUUGUAAAUAUAAUGAAAAGGAAUUAAAAUAGAUGUAAAUAUUAUUAAUAAGAAUAUUUUAAUAAUUAGUGGUGGUGGAUUUUAUGAUGAAGAAGGAAACGAGAAAAAGAUUGGAAAGUGGGUUGAAUUGGAUAAGAAUUAUGAUUAAAAAUAAUUCACCUACAAUGGAGAAUAUAAUGUGAAUGGUAGAAAGGUAGGUAGAUGGGAUACUAUGUAUUGUAAAUAUAAUGAAAAGGAAUUAAAAUAGAUGUAAAUAUUAAUAAGUAUAUUUUAAUAAUUAGUGGUGGUGGAUUUUAUGAUUAAGAUGGAAAUCAGAUAAAGAUUGGAAAGUGGAUAGAAUUAGAUAAAAAAUUUAAUCACUAUAAUUAGAUCAUAUAUAGUGGAGAAUAUAAUAUAAAUUGUAUGAAGGUAGGUAGAUGGGAUA